AGCUUUCUCCUCUCUGCCCAUAGUCUAGUUUUUAUUCGACUUCAUCUCUUCUUUUUUUCUCUGCCCCUAACUGCAACCGCUGCAUCACCGAGUGAAAAUUCGACCUGCGGUCUGCGCAAACAAACGGAUUUCCAUCGCUCUGAGUUCACUUUCAAGAGCAACAAUAAUCGCACGCACCGCUGCAACCAUCACCACCAGUACCACCGCGCUUCACCACAAUCUUUUCUUCUCUAACCACCUCAUUUUUUCCACUAUGUCCCACCACGUCACCGUUCCUCGCCGCGAGCUGGGCAAGAGCGGCCUGUUCGUUUCUCAGAUCGGUCUCGGCUGCAUGGGCAUGAGCUUUGGUAUCGGCUCUCCUGAGGCUCGCGACGACAAGAGGAGCAUUGAGGUUAUCCGCGAAGCGUUCCGCCUCGGCAUCAACUUCUUCGACACCGCCCAGGUGUACGGACCGCACAAGAACGAAGAGCUUCUUGGCGAGGCCAUCUCUACCCUGCCGCGCGACCAGCUGGUGAUCGCCACCAAGUGCGGCAUCUACACGCGCGACGGCAAGUCCGUCGCCGACUCGCGGCCGGAGAUCCUUCGCGACGCCAUCGAGGGCUCGCUGAAGCGGCUGCGCACGAGCUACGUGGACCUGUACUACAUCCACCGCAUCGACCCCACCAUCCCCAUCGAGGACGUCGCGCGCACGAUGCUGCAGUUCAAGAAGGAGGGCAAGAUCCGCCACUGGGGCGUGAGCGAGGCGAGCGUUGCCACGGUCCGCCGCGCCCACGCCGUGUUCCCGCUGACCGCCGUGCAGAGCGAGUACUCGCUGAUGUUCCGCGAGCCGGAGAAGGAGCUGAUCCCCACGCUGCGCGAGCUGGGCAUCGGCUUCGUGCCCUUCAGCCCGCUGGGCCGCGGAUUCCUGACCGCCACCAUCAACGCCGACACGAAGUUCGACGCGGGCGAUAUCCGCGCCAACCUCCCCCGCUUCUCGAAAGACAACGUCGCGAAGAACCUCGCGCUUGUGAGCUUGGUGAAGGAGAUGGCGGAGCGGAAGGGUGCCACGCCCAGUCAGAUCGCCCUUGCCUGGGUGACGUCGCAGGCCCCGUUCAUCGCGCCGAUCCCCGGCACCACGAAGCUGGAGCGCCUGAAGGAGAACAUCGGGUCUGUCGCGGUGCACUUCACGCCGGACGAGCUUGCGGACUUCACAAAGAAUUUUGACGCCCUUAGCGUAGAGGGAGACCGUUACCCCGCCGCGCUGGAAGCGAUGGUUGACCGCAGCCGUUGA
Leptomonas pyrrhocoris is the source of this 1270-nucleotide messenger RNA. RefSeq names its product putative aldehyde reductase putativeoxidoreductase. Gene Ontology annotation, cellular component: cytoplasm. NCBI's taxonomy places the organism in Eukaryota, Euglenozoa, Kinetoplastea, Trypanosomatida, Trypanosomatidae. The record is from RefSeq and is a predicted model, not a curated record. The transcript has a single exon. The coding region runs from base 254 to 1270 and encodes 338 amino acids.